AUGGCUAGCAUCAUUGCACAUGUGGAAACCCUGCGGCAGAAUGCACCCUUGCGGCCUUGGGCCCAUUCCAUGUUGAGAUCUUUGGGGAGGAGUCUGGGUCCUUUAAUGGUCAGUAUAGCAGAGAGAAACAUGAAGUUGUUCUUGGGGAGGGCAGUGCCAACCCGAGGGGAAGAAACCUUUGAAAAAUGGCUGAUUGAAUCCAAGGGGGUCCUGCCAGAUUGGAAUAUGUCUGAGGAGGAAACGCUCAAGUGCUUAAUGAAAACUCUAAGAGGCCCUGCCCCGGAGGUCAUGUGUUUGCUUCAGUCCGCCAACCCCAAUCUCCUCCUAUGUGUCGCAGAUUUCUUGCGAGCAGUGAAGCUGGUGUUUGGGGAGUCUGAAAGCAGUGUGACUGCUAAUGGUAAAUUCUUUAACACCCUGAAAGCACAAGGAGAGAAAGCCUCUCUUUAUGUGGUCCAUUUAGAAAUGCAGCUCUAGAAUGCAAUUCAGGCCAGCAUCCUAGCUGAGAAAGAUGCAAACCAAACUGGUCUCCAACAGUUCCUUUUAGAGGCUGAGCUGAAUGGGGACCUGUGCCUCUGUCUCAAGCAUCUUCUCAGGGUGUAUGCAAAUGAGCAGGAGCAACUUCCCAAUUUCCUGGAGUUAAUCAAGAUGAUAAGGCAGGAAGAGGAUUGGGAUGACAAUUUUAUUGAAUGGAAGCAGCCCAAAAGGUGUGAUCCAAUAAUGAAGAGGGCAGCCAGCCCUGUGGCAUUUCAGGGCCCCCAGCCAAUAUUGAUCGGCAGUUGCUAUUGCAAUGUGACAGAGAUAGAUGAUACCGUGGUUGACUCAGAUGAGGAUGUGAUUCUGGUGGAGUCUCAGGACCCUUCACUGACAUCCACGGGUGCCCUCAAUCUCAGAGGCAGAGCCAGACCUCGGGAUCAAAUGCUGGUCACUGAUUCUUCCAACAAUUCCAGGGCUCAGUCUCCUUCCCCCAGUGGUGGUGGUACUGAGUAUAAAAAUGAUGGUCCUGAGGAUAUGCGUAGCAGGAAGCGAAAAUACACAAUCCAAUGUUCAUAUUGUGGUGAGGAGGGCCACUCAAAAGAAACCUGUGACAAUGAGAGCCACAAGGCCCAGGUUUUUGAGAAUCUAAUCAUCCUGCAGGAGCUGACACAUACAGAGAUCAAAAGAGAUCCCUGGGAACACAAUGACUCCUCUGAGGCACAGUAA
Molecule: messenger RNA, 1200 nt
Organism: Carlito syrichta (Philippine tarsier)
Lineage: Eukaryota; Metazoa; Chordata; Mammalia; Primates; Tarsiidae
Product: zinc finger CCHC domain-containing protein 18
Cellular component (GO): nucleus
Source: RefSeq, a predicted model, not a curated record